This is a messenger RNA of Anopheles stephensi (Asian malaria mosquito), 5938 nucleotides long. RefSeq names its product ATP-binding cassette sub-family A member 3-like. The coding region runs from base 80 to 5089 and encodes 1669 amino acids. The transcript has 7 exons. Gene Ontology annotation, biological process: lipid transport; transmembrane transport. Lineage: Eukaryota; Metazoa; Arthropoda; Insecta; Diptera; Culicidae. Gene Ontology annotation, molecular function: ATP hydrolysis activity; ABC-type transporter activity; ATP binding. Gene Ontology annotation, cellular component: intracellular membrane-bounded organelle; membrane. The record is from RefSeq and is a predicted model, not a curated record.
GAGACUCGUGUCGUGCUAGUGAAACAGUGGUGUACAGGUGCUCUGGUGGUGCUUGUGUUGAUCGAAUAUAAAGGUGACAAUGGCCACCUCCAGCUGGGAUAAGUUUAUCCUACUGCUUUGGAAGAACUGCAUCAUCCAGAAGCGCCAUUACGUGCAGACACUGUUCGAAAUUCUGAUCCCCGCCAUCGCCUGCGUGGUGCUGAUAGUGGUCCGCGGGCUGGUCGAUGCGGAUGUGUACGAUGAACCGACCACAUGGAAACCGCUGGAAAUAAACACCGUUCGGCACAUGAUGCCUGAACUGAACCCCAACAUUACACCGCCCAUAACGUUCCUGCUGGCGUACAGCCCUCAGUCUCCACUGACGGAAAGAAUUAUGAGGAGGGCCGUCGAUCAGAUACUGGAACCGAUCGAUGUAGUCGGGUUUGACUCCGGUCAGCGGAUGGAGGACUUCUUCCGAUUGAACUAUUCCCUUGCUGGGGUAGAAUUUCCGGACAGCUACCGCACCAUGGAUACACUCCCGAACAAUGUUACCGUGUCGCUACGGUUCCCGGGCGAAAUGCGAACGCUGCAGGAUGACUUCACCGCGUUCUGGGCGAACUGGGCGACGGAGCUGAUGUUCCCAUCGUUCCAGAUUGCGGGUGCGCGUGAGCGCGAACGAGACGAUGCAGGCUAUCCGGCGAACUACUACAACGAAUCGUUCAUCGCAGUACAGAGCGCAGUUUCGCGGGCGAUCAUAUUGGAGCGGGAUCCUUCGUUCGCACUGCCGGACAUCUAUCUGAAUCGUUUCCCGUACCCACCGUACUACAGUGAUCCACUGCUGACCGGGUUCGAAAAUCUGCUCCCACUGAUCGUUGUGAUCGCGUUCUUCUACACCGCCAUCAACACCGUCAAGUACAUCACGGUCGAGAAGGAGAAGCAACUAAAGGAAGCGAUGAAGAUUAUGGGCCUGCCGAGCUGGCUCCACUGGUCCGCCUGGUUCGUCAAGUGCCUGCUGCUCCUGAUCGUAUCGAUCUCGCUGAUCGUGAUACUGCUCUGCGUCAACGUGACCACCAACACCGACCUGUCGAUCUUCGAGUACGCCGAAUGGACGGUCGUGUGGUUCUACCUGUUCGUGUUCAGCAUCACAACGAUCUGCUUCUGCUUUAUGGUAAGCACGUUCUUCUCCAAGGCUAACAUUGCGGCCGGCAUUGCCGGUUUGCUCUGGUUCAUCCUGAUCGUGCCGUACAACAUUGCGUUCUCCAACUACGACGACAUGACGGUCGGCGCUAAGAUGGCGCUCUGUCUCUUCUCCAACUCCGCCAUGUCGUUCGGAUUUAUGCUGAUGAUGCGCCACGAAGGUACGGCCACGGGACUGCAGUGGUCGAACCUGUUCGAUCCUGUCUCGGUGGAUGAUGAUUUUUCCGUCGGUGAUACGAUGAUCAUGCUGUUGAUCGAUGCGCUCCUCUAUCUGCUGAUCGCACUGUACGUGGAGAAGGUGUUCCCGGGAGAGUUUGGUAUUGCCGAGCCGUGGUACUUCCUGUACACGAAGAAGUUCUGGUGCAGGGAAAAGCAGCAAAAGCCGGAACCGGUAUCGGUGAUGGAUAGCAUCGGGCAGGAUACGUCCAAUAUUGAGCGUGAACCGGACGGCAAGUACGCGGGCAUCCGGAUACGUAAGUUAAGGAAAGAGUUCAAGAAGAACAAAGUGGCUGUGCAGGGACUGAACCUUAACAUGUACGAAGAUCAGAUUACGGUGCUGCUCGGACACAAUGGGGCCGGCAAGACGACUACCAUGUCGAUGCUGACCGGCAUGUUUUCACCCUCGUCCGGCACGGCGCUGGUCAAUGGGUACGACAUACGGAACAAUAUAGACGCGGUGCGAGGAUCGCUCGGACUGUGCCCGCAGCACAACGUCCUGUUCAACGAGAUGACCGUAGCGGAGCACAUCGAGUUCUUUGCCCGGCUGAAGGGUGUACCGAGGAACAAAAUUAAGGAAGAAAUUCGCCAUUACGUACAGUUGCUGGAGCUGGAGGAUAAGCUCAACAAGCAGUCCCACACGUUGUCCGGUGGCAUGAAACGGAAGCUUUCCGUGGGAAUAGCACUUUGCGGUGGUUCGAAGGUGGUGCUUUGCGAUGAGCCCACGUCCGGUAUGGAUCCUUCCGCUCGGCGCGCUCUGUGGGAUUUGCUGAUCAAGGAAAAGCAGGGCCGCACCAUCCUGCUGUCGACGCACUUUAUGGACGAGGCGGAUAUUCUGGGCGAUCGGAUCGCGAUCAUGGCCGAGGGAGAGUUGAAAGCGUGCGGAUCCUCCUUCUUCCUGAAGAAACGGUUCGGGGUGGGCUAUCGGUUGAUUUGUGUGAAAGGUGCGAACUGUGAUCGUGGCCGGCUGACGGGACUGCUCAGACAGCACAUACCGAACAUCAACAUCGACACGGACAUCGGGUCGGAGUUGUCGUACGUGCUGAACGAAAACUACACCGCCGUGUUUCAGGAUCUGUUGCGCGAUCUCGAGGACAACGUAGAGCAGUGCGGCAUCACUAGCUACGGCAUAUCGUUGACCACGCUCGAGGAGGUGUUUUUGCGCGUCGGUAGUGAUUCGUACGCGUUGGAUCAAAAAUCGGGCUCGAACGAUAUCGGGCAGGACAGUGACGGAGUGUCGGGCCUGGGUGAUUCAACCGUCACGAUGAGUCAGACGAGUGAUACACAGCCGCUGCUCGGCGGGUCUGGGCUCGUUUGGAACCAGCUGUUUGCCAUGCUGCUGAAAAAGUUCAUAUCCACCAAGAGAAGCUGGGUGCAGAUGCUGGUGCAGGCAUUGAUACCGAUCUACUUCGUGAUUGUGACGGUUAUUAUUGUGAGGACCUUCCCGGGGCAGACCGAUUUACCGCCGAUACCGAUCAACGUGUACAACUACACGGAGACAAACACGCUACUGCAGGCUUCCACCGCAAGCCCGUUCGUUGAUGGAUUUAGAUCAGUGUUCGGAGCGUAUCCCAGCACACACCGGCUGCGGAUCAUCGAUACGGAUAUCGUGGACUACAUACUAGAACUGUCGGUCGAGAAUAUAGGUCUGGUUAAUCGAGCGUUCAUGGCGGCUGCAUCGAUCACCAGCACGAACCACACCGUUUGGUGGAACCCGACCGGAUUCCACACUGCACCUUUAGCACUGAACUUCAUGUACAACGCUAUCAUCAAGUCAAUCAACACCGACUUUGAGAUUACCAUUAUCAACAAACCGCUUCCCUUCAAGGCUGAAACGAGAUUCACGCAACUUCAGGCGGGCAAUAACCUCGGCUUCCAGAUCUCGUUCAACACCGGCUUCGCAAUGUCCUUCAUCGCGGCACUGUACAUCAUGUUCUACAUCAAGGAGCGGACGAGCCGCGCCAAGCUGCUCCAGUUCGUCAGCGGCAUCAACGUGUUUACGUUCUGGAUCGUGUCCUUCCUGUGGGACUUCUUCACGUACAUCAUCACCGCACUUAUCUACAUUGCAACGCUGGCCGCCUUCCAGGAGGAUGGUUGGUCCACGUUCGAGGAGCUCGGCCGCGUAUUUCUGGUGCUGCUCGUGUUCGGCAUAGCGUUCCUGCCCGUGACCUAUCUGUUUUCGUUCUGGUUCGAAGUGCCGGCGACAGGUUUCGUGAAGAUGAUGAUCGUGAACAUCUUUACCGGUACGAUCUUCUUUACCGCCGUGUUUCUGCUCGGCUUCGACGGGUUCGAUCUGAAGGACGUCGCGAACGGGCUCGAGUGGGCAUUCAUGAUAUUCCCCCUGUUUUCGCUCAGCCAAAGUCUCAGCAACAUUAACGUCCUGUCGACGACGGAAUCCGUCUGCCGGGAGCAGUGCACGGAAGAGACGGCUGCCCUCUGCUCGAAGGAGUACAUCUGUGCCCUGCUGCCCCAGUGCUGUGAUACGAACAUCUUCUCGUGGGAAACGACCGGCAUCAACCGGCAGCUGCUGUAUAUGGGAGUGGUCGGGCUGGUCGGCUUUCUGAUACUGAUGGGCAUCGAGUUUCGGGUGGUGGAACGCAUGCUCAAACGUCGCAAGCGAUCGUCCGGCACGCUACCACCGGCCAGCGAAGAUCCCGCACUGGACGAUGAUGUGUGGGAAGAGAAGAGACGCGUGAAAGCGCUAUCGGACGGUGAGCUUACCAACAAAAAUCUGGUCGUAAGCGAACUGACCAAAUACUACGGCAAGUUCCUGGCGGUGAAUCAACUCUCGGUGUCGGUCGAAGGUUCGGAAUGUUUCGGGCUGCUCGGUGUGAAUGGUGCCGGUAAGACGUCCACGUUCAAGAUGCUUACCGGCGAUGAAAACAUCUCGGCCGGUGAGGCAUGGGUGAAGGGCAUAAGCCUCAAGAGUAACCUCAACCAGGUGCACAAAGUGAUCGGCUACUGUCCACAGUUUGAUGCACUGCUGGAGGAUCUUACCGGUCGGGAGACGAUGAAGAUCUUUGCCCUGCUGCGUGGCAUCCCCAAGGACGAGAUUGGAUUCGAGACGGUACGUCUAGCGGAGGAGCUUAACUUCAUGAAGCACAUUGACAAGCGCGUCAAGGAGUACAGUGGGGGUAACAAGCGAAAGCUUAGCACCGCGCUGGCACUGCUGGCGAAUCCGGCCGUCGUGUAUCUGGACGAACCGACCACCGGUAUGGAUCCGGGCGCUAAGCGUCACCUGUGGAACGUUAUCAUCAACGUGAAGAAGGCGGGCAAAUCGAUCGUGCUCACGUCACACAGCAUGGAAGAGUGUGAAGCGCUCUGCACCCGGCUAGCGAUUAUGGUGAACGGCGAAUUCAAGUGUAUCGGAUCAACGCAGCACUUGAAGAACAAAUUCUCCAAGGGUUACUUCUUGACGAUUAAGCUUAACCGUACGGGCGACGGUUCCGCGGCUAAUGCCGAUCCGGUAAAACAGUUCGUGGCGCAAAACUUCACCCAGGCGGUGCUCAAGGAGGAGUAUCACGACUCGAUUACCUAUCACAUCACACAGUCCGAGCUGAAGUGGUCCACCAUGUUCGGGCUGAUGGAGCAAGCCAAAAGGACGCUCGACAUCGAAGAUUACGCCCUGGGGCAGACAUCACUCGAGCAAGUGUUCCUGUUCUUCACCAAGUAUCAGCGCGUUACCGACGAUAACUAGGACGUAGGAAAUGCCGGUCGGGGAUCCUCUAUUAGUUCGUUUAGUUUUUCACCCUUCAUUGAUGAAAUACCACCAACAUCUGUUUGUCGUGUUCGUGUACCUGAUAAGGCGCUUACUGAAGUAGACCGAGAAAUUUUGCCGGUGUCCCAUUAAACCCGAACCUAGCACAGGUUUCUUCUUUUUCCCACUACUACCCGUACUCCAAAACCCUCCAAAACACACUCACUCACAGUAGUGUCGCCCUUAACGCACGUGAAUCAUUGAUGAGAUUUCGCUAUCAUUAAUCCCUCCCUGGAUCAAUUUUGCGUUCGGCGGGUGUCGGGCGUUUUGUUGUGUUUCCGUUCCAUCGGCCACCGUUCACGUUAUCGGGUGGUUCGGGGCCGCGGGUGUGUUUUGAGGUUAGCGUUUCUCUCCUUUGCGCUAAGCCAGCCCCCGGUCGACAUAUCGAUAAAUGACCGGCGACCGGUGAGAAUCGUUUCAGUCCGCUCGUAACCGUAGUGUUUGAAAGGGGUGUUCGUCAGCAACAAGUUCGGUCACAGGCAAGUGUUUCCGUUUCCGCAUUCCGUUUCACUCGGUGUGCCACCACAAUGUAGUUAUAAGUGAGCCUGAAAGCAGAGACAUUAAAACCAACCCAGCAGGUCUAGCAUUAUACGACAAUCAUCCAUCGAUAUGGAACGGUUCUCACCGCGUAGGAAGUUAAUUAUGGACGUUAUGUUAGGUGGUUCCCGGUUAUGUGGGUGCGCCACACGGAUCCCGCCAAAUCGUUCGACCAUGAACUCUGUAACAACUGUGGUGAAAGUUGAAGGACAUUUCCGAAUAAAAGUAUGUUAACCAGUGUGUCUGAUAUAA